Messenger RNA from Balaenoptera acutorostrata (minke whale), 2001 nucleotides. RefSeq names its product hydroxysteroid 11-beta dehydrogenase 2 (gene HSD11B2). Gene Ontology annotation, molecular function: oxidoreductase activity. NCBI's taxonomy places the organism in Eukaryota, Metazoa, Chordata, Mammalia, Artiodactyla, Balaenopteridae. The transcript is spliced from 5 exons. Bases 119 to 1333 code for a protein of 404 amino acids. The record is from RefSeq and is a predicted model, not a curated record.
AGUAUCCCUCCCGCCCCUGGCUGGUGUUCUGCACCACCCCGCGCCCCGGCCCCGAGUCCCAAUCCCUGCUCUCCAGCCCGGCCCCUGCCCCGCCCCGGCCCAGCCCGGCCCGGCCGCCAUGGAGAGCUGGCCCUGGCCGUCGGGCGGCGCCUGGCUGCUUGUGGCGGCCCGUGCGCUGCUGCAGCUGCUACGCGCGGACCUGCGUCUGGGCCGCCCGCUGCUGGCGGCGCUGGCGCUGCUGGCCGCGCUCGACUGGCUGUGCCAGCGCCUGCUGCCCCCGCUGGCCGCACUUGCCGUGUUGGCCGCCACCGGCUGGAUCGUGUUGUCCCGCCUGGCGCGCCCGCAGCGCCUGCCCGUGGCGACUCGCGCGGUGCUCAUCACCGGCUGUGACUCUGGUUUUGGCAAGGCGACGGCCAAGAAGCUGGAUGUGCUGGGCUUCACAGUGCUGGCCACCGUGUUGGAUUUGAAUAGCCCUGGUGCCCUAGAGCUGCGUGCCUGCUGUUCUCCUCGUUUAAAGCUGCUACAGAUGGACCUGACCAAGCCAGCGGACAUUAGCCGCGUGCUGGAGUUCACCAAGGCCCACACCGCCAGCACUGGUCUGUGGGGCUUGGUCAACAAUGCGGGUCAGAACAUCCUCGUGGCAGAUGCGGAGCUGUCUCCAGUGUCCACAUUCCGCAGCUGCAUGGAGGUGAACUUCUUCGGUACACUCGAGAUGACCAAGGGCCUCUUGCCACUGCUGCGCCAUUCGAGCGGUCGCAUCGUGACUGUGAGCAGCCCGGCAGGAGACAUGCCAUUUCCGUGCUUGGCUGCCUAUGGGACCUCCAAAGCGGCUGUCGCGUUGCUCAUGGACACGUUCAGUUGUGAACUUCUGCCCUGGGGUGUCAAGGUCAGCGUCAUCCAGCCUGCCUGCUUCAAGACAGAGGCAGUGAAAGACAUGGACCAGUGGGAAGAGCGCAAGCGGCAGCUGCUGGCCAACCUGCCCCGAGAGCUGCUGCAGGCCUACGGUGAGGACUACAUCGAGCACUUGAACGGGCAGUUCCUGCAUUGUCUGAGCCAAGCACUGCCAGACCUCAGCCCGGUUGUAGAUGCCAUCACCGAUGCGCUGCUGGCGGCUCAACCACGCCGCCGCUAUUACCCAGGCCACGGCCUGGGGCUCAUGUACUUCAUCCACUACUACCUGCCUGAGGGCCUGCGGCGCCGUUUCCUGCAGUCCUUCUUCAUCAGUCCCUAUGUGCCAAGAGCACUGCGGCCUGGCCAGCCCAGCCUUACCUCUGCCCGGGAUGUAGCCCAGGACCCAGGCCCUAAACCGGGCCCUUCCCCCACUGCCCAGUGAGCAGUAUGUGCAUAGAACUGCUCCAGCAGAGGAGAUCCCUUAUGCCCUUGGUCCUCCCCUGGGCAUUCUGACCCACAGGUCUGCCCCAAAGCCUGGCCUAAAGGACCCCAAACCCACCCACUGCCAAUGUCACAGGCCAGGCCUGGUGAGGCUAAGGCUUCCCAGUGAACCUCCGGGCCUCUCCUGCUUCAUGAGCCCAAACAGACCCUCCUGGGCACAAGGCUCCACCAUGCACCUUGGAGAACCCAGCUGGAUGGGGAGUUUAGUGCAAGACUCAGCUGUAGCCUUUGACAGGAUCCUGCAGACAGUGCCUCUGCAAACUAAGGAGUGACUGGGAAGGUUGGGGACCCCCCCUCAGGAUUAUUUCUUGGCACCAGUGCCUCAGUGCUGCGAUUUGAAGGGUGAAUCCCACUGUUUCUUGACUGGCUCAAGAAUUAGGGCCCUGACCACCCACCCCAAGCCCCCCAAGCCACAGGGAGGCUGCAUAUUCUACUUGCCUGAUUGCCACUUUUUGAAUAAAGACAAAUUUUUAUUUCUCCUAGAAUGGGGGAGAUGCUAUGUUCGCCUAGGUGACAGGCUGUGGCUGUGAAACAGACGGGGCACCGCCUGGGGGCCGAGGCUCUGGGCACAGACUGGUUUAUACCCAACCCCCUUCAACAACCUUGGGC